UCCCAUCUUACAUAUGGAACGUCGAGUGAACUAUAUUCCAGACUCCUCGCUUUACACUUGCCCACUGUCCAAAAUGUCUGCUCGUGCUGGGGUCUUGUUCACCACUGGUAAGCACAGGAGCUUGCUUCCGAUUCCUGCUUGGUCUGAUUUUUAAGUUGUGGAGGCUGUGAAGUCCCAUUUCUUCGUAGGUGAUUAACAGCCCCUGCAUAAGGAAAUAUCAAACAAGUUACUUGCAAAAUUGAGAGCUCGUCUUUUAUUCAGCACUUCUCUCCAGAUUUAUACAUGAUAAUAUUUUUGAUGAACAUUGUCGUGUUCAAGUUAAGUGCAAACGUCAAGUAAACAUUUGAAUGAAUAGAAAUGAUUCGAAUAUGCAUGAAAUGAACAGUAAUUAAUGAAUAGGCAUUCACCUCAAACAAAAGGGGAAAAGAAUUGGAACUGAUUCGAAUUUGUGAAUUGAAUAUGCAUGACAUGAACUGGAAUUAAUGAAUAUGCAUGAAAUUUGAUGAAUAUGCAUGCAACAAUGAAUGAAUAGGUGUAAUAGUGACAUAUCAAAAUCAAUGUGCAUCUCUGGCUCGUAUUUCCGGACAUUUUUACCGCAACCCUUUAUUAUUGGUGGUAAUAUCUUUACAGUUUCUUUAGUGAGAAAUAAACAAAAUUGCCAUUUAGAUGAAGAGUUUACGUUAAAGUAAUUUAGUAGGGUUAAUUUUAAAAAUGUUCCUUUGCAUUCUUAGGUCAUUCCACGAACUUCUUUGUUGCUGUUUAUAUACCAACUUAUCUACCGUCCAACUUCUUGAUUGA
Messenger RNA from Porites lobata, 798 nucleotides. Lineage: Eukaryota; Metazoa; Cnidaria; Anthozoa; Scleractinia; Poritidae. The record is from the annotation of a GenBank genome assembly.